Molecule: messenger RNA, 1251 nt
Organism: Syzygium oleosum
Lineage: Eukaryota; Viridiplantae; Streptophyta; Magnoliopsida; Myrtales; Myrtaceae
Product: lysine histidine transporter 1-like
Exons: 7
Coding region: 16-1236 (406 amino acids)
Cellular component (GO): plasma membrane
Source: RefSeq, a predicted model, not a curated record
AUCACCCCCGACUCCAUGAUUGAGGAGAAACUAGCGAAGCAGAAGGAAAUCGACGACUGGCUUCCCAUCACCUCUGCGAGGACCGCGAAAUGGUGGUACUCGGCCUUCCACAAUGUCACGGCCAUGGUCGGAGCCGGCGUCCUCAGCCUCCCCUACGCCAUGUCUGAACUCGGAUGGGGUCCUGGUGUAGCUGUGCUAGUCCUGUCAUGGGUCAUCACCCUGUAUACGCUGUGGCAAAUGGUCGAGAUGCACGAGAUGGUCCCCGGGAGGAGGUUCGAUUGGUACCAUGAGCUCGGGCAGUACGCGUUCGGCGAGAAGCUCGGACUCUAUAUCGUGGUCCCUCAGCAGCUGAUUGUCGAGGUCGGUGUCAACAUCGUGUACAUGGUCACCGGAGGGAAGUCGCUGCAGAAGUUCCACGACACCGUGUGCUCGGGCUCGGGCUGCAAGAAGAUAAAGACCACCUACUUCAUCAUGAUCUUUGCCUCUGUCCACUUUGUCCUCUCCCACCUCCCCAACUUCAACUCCAUCUCCGGCGUCUCCCUCGCUGCAGCCGUUAUGUCUCUGAGUUACUCAACCAUAGCUUGGGGAGCCUCCGUAGACAAGGGCGUUCAGCCGCACGUGCAGUACAGUUCCAGGGCAUCGACCACGCCAGGGAAGGCCUUCGACUUCUUCAGCGCCCUGGGCGAUGUGGCUUUCGCGUAUGCAGGGCACAAUGUGGUCCUGGAGAUUCAGGCGACUAUCCCCUCCACUCCUGAGAAGCCGUCCAAGGGCCCGAUGUGGAGAGGAGUCAUUGUCGCCUACAUUGUUGUGGCUCUCUGCUACUUCCCAGUCGCUCUAAUCGGUUAUUAUGUAUUUGGGAACAUGGUCAAGGACAAUAUCCUCAUCUCCCUGGAGAAACCGAAGUGGCUCAUUGCAAUGGCAAACAUGUUUGUCGUCAUCCAUGUUAUUGGAAGUUACCAGAUUUACGCGAUGCCGGUGUUUGACAUGGUAGAGACUGUAUUAGUGAAAAAAUUGCACUUCAAGCCAACUGGAGCGCUUCGUUUUGUGGCUCGCACUGUCUAUGUUGCAUUCACAAUGUUCGUAGCCAUCACUUUCCCAUUCUUCGGCGGCCUUCUUUCGUUUUUCGGAGGAUUCGCUUUUGCCCCGACGACAUACUUUCUUCCUUGCAUAAUGUGGCUCGCGAUCUACAAGCCGAGGAAGUUUAGCUUAUCCUGGUGGUCAAACUGGGUAUGUUAAACUCGUACUCCUUCU